AUUCGUUCCUCAAAAAAAAAUAUAUAUAUAUCCUGAGAAAAUUUUAUUGUUGUUUUUGUUUUGAUUUUUUUUUUGUUCUACAAGUGGAGAAAUCGCUUCUUAUCCUCGUUAAAUCUUGGCCAAACGAAAUAGCUAAGAUUGACAAGUGAAACCUUUUAUAUGCAUCAAUGAAAGUGCACAUCUGGGUUCACAAACACACAACAGAAAGAAGGAAAUGGAUUCUUCCAAUAAGGCAGUAGUAACUGAUAAGCCUCAUGCACUUUGUAUUCCAUACCCAGCUCAAAACCACAUAAAGGCAAUGCUAAAACUUUCAAAGCUUCUCCACCAUAAAGGUUUUCACAUUACCUUUGUCAACACUGAGUUCAACCACCAACGUUUUUUGCAAUCUAGAGGUUCCAACUCCUUAGAUGGCGUGUCUGACUUCCGAUUUGAAACCAUUCCAGACGGCCUCCCUCCAUCGGACCUCAACGCUACCCAAGAUACCCAUUUUCUUUGUGAUUCCAUUAUGAAAAACUUCUUGGCACCAUUUUCUGAUCUCCUUGUAAAACUCAAUGGUGCAACUUCAAAGAAUCCUCCAGUGACUUGUAUUAUCUCAGAUGGUUUCAUGCCAUUCACCAUUACUGCUGCUCAAGAACUUGGAAUUCCUAUUGUAAUGUUCUUCACUAUUUCUGCUUGUAGCUUAAUGGGUUAUAUGCAGAUUGCUUCUCUCAAAGACAAAGGAAUCAUACCACUUAAAGGUGUAAAAAAAAAACGCAAUUCCCUACUGAUUCAAAAUGCAAAAAGGUUAAGUUGGUACAGAGCAUCUACAAUUCAUAAACAAAACAUUAUUUCAUUUAUAAUAAGGUCUGAACAUCGCAAUAGAUAAAAGAAACAAGGAGAAGAUCA
Molecule: messenger RNA, 885 nt
Organism: Quercus lobata
Lineage: Eukaryota; Viridiplantae; Streptophyta; Magnoliopsida; Fagales; Fagaceae
Product: 7-deoxyloganetin glucosyltransferase-like
Exons: 2
Coding region: 215-865 (216 amino acids)
Molecular function (GO): quercetin 3-O-glucosyltransferase activity; quercetin 7-O-glucosyltransferase activity
Source: RefSeq, a predicted model, not a curated record